AUGACCGAAAGUUUUUAUUUUGACCAGUGUUCGUCUGAAACGAUAUCAGAAUUAAUUAGCUUUGCUAACAUCAAUCCAAAUGAUGCACAGAAAAAACGUACUAGAGAAUCAUCCACAUCUACUGAAAAAUCGUCUAGCAAGAAAGUGAAAAGACUGAACUUGGAAGAAGAAGCAAGUGAAAACAAAACCAGCGAUUUUUUGCAACUAUAUGAUAAGAUUGAUAGCGCUGAAUCUAAAAAUGAAGAUGCAUUUCAAGGUCUUAUUUACAGCUAUUUUGAUUUUGGAAAGGCUGUAUUUAAACAAUACAAGAAAUUAAAACUCAAGCAUGGUAAGGAUGGAUCUCAAGCAUUAGUUAAAAGUAAGGUCAAAAAAGCAAUUUCUAAAGCAAAAUGUUCUGAUAAAGUUUUGUGA
This is a messenger RNA of Rhizophagus irregularis DAOM 181602=DAOM 197198, 411 nucleotides long. RefSeq lists its product as uncharacterized. Lineage: Eukaryota; Fungi; Glomeromycota; Glomeromycetes; Glomerales; Glomeraceae. The record is from RefSeq and is a predicted model, not a curated record.